This is a messenger RNA of Haliotis rubra (blacklip abalone), 1116 nucleotides long. Its product is annotated as basic helix-loop-helix transcription factor amos-like. The record is from RefSeq and is a predicted model, not a curated record. The coding region runs from base 105 to 563 and encodes 152 amino acids. The transcript has a single exon. Gene Ontology annotation, molecular function: protein dimerization activity. NCBI's taxonomy places the organism in Eukaryota, Metazoa, Mollusca, Gastropoda, Lepetellida, Haliotidae.
CUUCCGAGGUAUUUGUUAAAGUGUCCAUUUGAAGCAGUUUGUCGAGGUCUGUGUGAAUUUUUCUGCCGAGUGUCAUUUUGAGGAAGUGACAGAACCGUGAAAUCAUGUCUGACAGGAAACGAAACGGGGAUGUGGACAGUUCGUCUGACAGAGAGAAUUACGUAAGUGGUCAGUUUAUAUAUGCUUCGGACACAACGACCAGAUCUGCUUUAUCGGACAGACCGUUGCAGGAUGGUUCCAACCAAUCCUGGACCUAUUCUAUUGACAAUGUGAUAAGAAGAUCUGAUUCGGACAGACCAAGCUUCCAGAAGAUGAAGUCGACCAGCGUUUACCUGAGACCACACACUCCUGUAAGAAACGGCGGCAGGGACGUCCUGAGGAGACGCCGCAUCGCCGCCAACGCACGUGAACGACGACGGAUGCAAAGUCUCAACGUUGCCUUCGACGAGCUCCGGGAUGUCAUUCCAGCAUUUAGUGAUGACAGGAAGUUAUCCAAAUAUGAAACUCUUCAAAUGGCGCAGACAUACAUUGCGGCUCUGCAGGAACUGCUGGACAAAGACUGAAGGAAAUUUCAUACAGAACAACAGGGAAGAUUUUCGCAGAAAUCCUAGAGACCACGGGACUUUCAGAAUAAAAAGACUUUAAAGACUCACUCACGUCACAGUGCUAUAUGUGACAUGGCCAUUGUGCAAUGAACAAAUGACACUGUCGGAACGAAAGCUCAACUGAUGAAGAUGAGAGGUUACCAUGACGAUACUAGUGCAAUUUGUACCAUAGCUUUAACAGUGUAUCACUUGUAUAUAACAUUUAAUCAUGCGGGACUUAACGGAUUUGCAGAUGGAAAUGAGAUAUUCAUCCCCGUAUCUAGUUCUGACAAUGGAGCCGUCAUACUGUCAACGGUGAUUCAGAAGUCAGGUAAACAAUGACUCACCUUCGCAAUUGACUUGCAUGACAUGGCAAAAUGCAACAUGAAAAAUAUCAUAUUCCUUGCCAGUAAUAUUUCUAUAUUUUUCGACUUUAUUGUUCAUGUUCCAUGGAUCUUCCAGAGAUAUUGUUCGGCUUUAGGAACAAUGGCGAAUUAUUUUGUAACGACUGAAAUAAAAUAUUUAUUGAGAA